AUGAGCGACAACAACAGUAAUCACCCCAGUCCUCCCCGCAGCACCCGCGGCAGAGGUCGCGGCCGUGGCCGUGGCCGUGGAGGAGGCUUGACUACCAGAGAUGGAGUCAAGAAAGCGCCUGGCACAGGUCGACGUGGCCGCCAAAAGGUGUAUGAGAGCUCCCGAGUCCAAGCCGCUCACGAGCGUCAGCGCGACAUCAAGGCCGCGUAUAAUCAAGUCGCAACCGCAGUCCGCGCAGCACUUGAGGAUCUCGCAGACAGAAAUCUUAAUGCAAUGAAGAAGGACCCUGUGGCUCAUGAGAAAGUCGCCGAGUUCCAGCAAGUUACCGAUUUUCUUGAUCAGCGUUUGAAGGAUCGGCAGUCGGAGCUUACCACAGAGCUCAACGAAAACAUCGCAACGCACAACCACGAAUGGAAUGCCAAGAAUGAAUACCUCCGCGGCGCAUUCAAACGCUCAUGGGACGAUGCUACUGAGGACUUUUAUGAUGCCCAGCUUCGUCGCCUUGAUAUCCUGCAGGAGUUAUACAACAAGAGAGAGCCAGUUACCAAAUUGGAUGACAGCUUCGCCUUCCGAGAGAUCUCUGAGGAGCAAGUUGCUAACAAUGGCCCUUACCGCGUCGUCCGUGAUGGCAUUGAGAUCCCUUUUCCUGAUAUCUCUUCUGAUGCGCCUGGUGUGCCCAAGAAAGGCAGAAUGCCCAGAACACCAACUAGUGGCUUUGACGAGAACGAGGCUCCUGAUGUUCCUCGUCAUAUCGGUGGUCUUCUCUCCGCCGUGGCGCCACCCGAAGACCCGGCUACUCCACCCGAGGAUGCAGCGAGCGUGAUUGACGACGAUGAGCCGGCAGCUAUUGAAGAGACAGCUGCCGCAUCCGAAGAUACUUCAGCUCCUGUUAAAAUGAUCACUUAUUGGAUCACAGAUGACGAGAGCGAGGCGGAAGCAGAUCAGGGCAAGAAGCAACCGGAAGCUGAAGAGCCCACUAUCAAACCCUCGACUGACAACAGCACCCCCCUGCCUAAUGACUCCUUACCCCAACAAGAGGCUGUGCCAUCUGAUCUUUCUUCACGGGUUGAGGCCCCUAAAUCAAAGGACGCGCCGGAACCCAGACGCAAAGCACCCAAGAAUCUAGCGGCUAAGAAGAGAGAAGCCAAAGAAAGAGCUGCACAUAUUGCGGAGCGUGUGGCGAGGCGACAUGCCAAGAGAGCUGCUAUGCGAGCUGCCAGGAAUGAAGAUUGGGCCACUCUUAGUCCCGAAGCCAAGAAGGAGAUUUCGAGCAAAUGCAAAGAAAGAGAAAUCAAGUUCUUCAUGCGCAUUGACCAAGACCUUGACACCUUGGACGCUCUCCAAGAUGAGGAGGACGAAGACGCUUUCGAUGCAGAGUUUGAAAAAUGGAAGAAGGGCAAGGAGAAGAAGAGAGACCCUGAGACGGGUGAGAUCAAAUGGGUCAUCAAGACCAAGGAGAAGCGGUACAAGAAAGUCGAGGUUCCCCUUGUCUCAAAAACCACAAUACCAGGCUUGCCGCAUGGCGCAACCGAAGCGGACGAGUCGGACGUCCGUCUUGUGGAUAAACGAGUGCGAGCCAACGACUAUACCAACAAUCGAAUCAUGCUCCCGAGUGUCUUCUGGUUCAAGCCGCAUGAGAUUGGAUAUCGAGAUUCGACAAAUGAUAAGAGCAGGGGUGCUACGAGGGCCAAACGCGGUGCACUUCUAGAUGGACCAAAUUCUACCAGCAUGCAUGUUGAUCGCACGCUUUGGAGCUACGAUGCUACACAGUACGCCGACGGGGACCUCGAUCAAGAAAUGAUCGAGAAACAUCAACUUCACCCCAAGUACGGCCUCUUCCUUCGCGACUCUCGGAACCAAAGCGAGCCCCCGAAGCCUCACAACACUGGCAAGAAGCCAAUUGCUCAUGUCACAACAACUGGUCAAAUUCUUCAUACCUCUCGAUCCGUUGGUCCAGACCGAGCUGAAGAGUAUUUCCGGAAACGGGAGUUCCAGGACAUGAUCUUCGACUUUGCAAAGAAGGAAGACAUUGCUAAAAAGGACCUUGAAGAGCCUAAGCUCUUGAGGCUACGUGAACUGCGUCGCGUCAAGCUUGAGCGUAAAGAAGAUAAAGCCCGGGAGCAGGAGGAUCUUGAGACGAUCAACAAUAUCAUCCAGACUCUCAUCGCAGCUGCCGCCAGUUCCGACGAAGUGGAGAGUAAACCACGAUCACCCGUUGUACAGCAACGGCGGGCUACUAUCUCAAGGGAAUAUGAUGCUGUCCGAGACAUCUUCAUGAACGCGGAGCCGGCCAGUCCAGCGCCUCUGGCGGCUCCGGCCGCUCCAGCGCCAGAUACAUCCAAGAUGGAUGUGCUCGCAGAUACCGCGCUAGAGGCACCUCCUCCUCCCUCUAUCAUUACUACUCCAGGCAUGCCACAGCCAUCCAACAUUCCACCCCGGCAACAGAUUAUGUUGCCAACAGACGGACCUGUUAUCGAUCCAAGACUUGAUGGAUCUCAGCCUAUGCAAUUCAUACCCCAACAACCGGGAGAUCAUAUCCAGCAGCCUCUACCCCUGGCUUAUCCCGAUCACAUGCCACCUCGCGACCAUGUGCAGGUGUAUCAGCAUCCUUCGAACCCUUAUCCGCAACAGCAAGCUCCGCCUAUUGACCGGGGACACCCCGAUCCGAUGAUGGACCCACGUCUGCAGGAUUCACAGCAUCAAGCAGCGAAUGUUGGACUGCAGCAACCAAAUCACUUUUUCCGAAUGGCAUUGAACGAUGCCCCUGAUCAGGCUCCUCCACCGUCGCAGUAUCAAGGCCAGUCCUACCAUCCUCUUGCCCCUGCUCCACAGUAUGGAGGCCCAGCACUGGCGCCGGCCCCAGCACCGAGACGUGGUGGACCACAGGAUGCGUCUCCUGCACGCAUUCCCUUUAGUAGGAAUGCUAGUGGUGUCGAUGAGAGAGAGCUGCCGCCUUUGAGACCAUUCCGUGGUGCCGGCCAGCCCAUCGGGCUAGCUGAGCCGGGCUUGCAGCAACAACCGCAACAACCUUUGGGAGCGCCUCCUGGUGGCCCUUACUACCCACCACCGCCUGCUAUACAGAACGGAUACGGUCCUGAGCCGGGACAUCCCAUGCCUAUUGACACUGCACCUCCGCCUCCCGGACAGUAUCAAGCGCAGCAAUACCCACAACCAUACCCGCUUUCACCGCCUCAAUAUGCGGUCGGCCCAUACGGGCCAUCUGGAUCGGCAGGCUCGCCUCCUCCGAGCGCUGGCCGUUCUGGAGCCACUCCGCCGCCACGGAGAGGCGGGAGUGUGUCUUCAAACCCUCAGAACUCAAAGUACCCCAAGCUCGCGCCAGCACCCAUCCCGGCACACCGACAAUGGAACAACUCGGGGCCGGAGCUGAGAACCGUGCAGUACAACCCGCAAGAGACGAUCCGCGACUACUCGGCCACCGUGCCGCCGCCCAGCCAUGGGCCCACGCAGAUUCGUGGUUGGGCUAAUGUCACGGGCAGCAAGAAGCCGCGUGGCUCCAAGGCGGAGGGGCCGGCGGAGCAGGCGCUGCAGGCUCAGGAGGAGCCGAAGUAG
Molecule: messenger RNA, 3570 nt
Organism: Phaeoacremonium minimum UCRPA7
Lineage: Eukaryota; Fungi; Ascomycota; Sordariomycetes; Togniniales; Togniniaceae
Exons: 4
Coding region: 1-3570 (1189 amino acids)
Source: RefSeq, a predicted model, not a curated record